CAGAAAUUCUCAGGUCUUUCGCAUAUGGUACUUUAUGCGGCAUGUACAAUUACAUGCCUUGAUAAAGAUCAAAACGGCUCAUAAUUUCCACACAUGGCAAUCAAGUAUCAAUGAUAAAUACCCGUUUAUUAAUUGUCAUUCGCCUCAUCUCUUUACUGAAUUUGACAAUUUAUUGCAUGUUAUCACAUUACUACAUAUUCAUCUCAACUAUAGCCUUUCACGAGUCAAACUCCCCCAAAAGGACACCAGCUCACAGACAUUUUUUAUGUACGGAUUCGAGCCCACCCAAUUGGCCCACGGCCCGUGUCAUGUCACGGGUUUUCAUCCCCAAAUUUAUGGUGGCUCUCUACGAUUGGCCUUUGCCUGCUUAGGAAAACUUGAGAUUCAGAUGCAGCGAGAGCCUCACCAACCUCACUAUCAAGUUUGACAAACGACCGGUGCAGCGAGUCAUGUAACAUUAUUAUUUUCCCUUCUAAUAUUGUAAUUAUAUUAGUCGUUUGAAGUAACCGACAUUCAUUCUCUUCUUCUCCUCACCGGCCUCCUUCAUAUCCAUCCUCAUACACAUCCAUCAUGGCCAACGAUAGAAAUCAAGAGCCUCAAAUGGUGUCUGUACGCCAACGGCAGUCAUCUCGUGGUUUGUUUUCUCCCGAGGUUGUUGACCUCGUGGUACCUCCAUUGAAAUUCGGUGGUUACGCCGGGACUGCAGGUAUUUUGGCAGGUGUCGGAGGCUCAAUCUUCCAAGAGGCAAAUCCCAUAGUCUGGGGAGCAUUCUCUGGAUUUCAAUGGUUUACAUUGGGAACAAGCUUCUGGUUCACCAGGAGUAUUGUUGUAAAAGCAUGGGGCGGUGAAGAAAGGCUCAAAAAUGGCGACAAGACAAUUGCCAGCGCAAUAGCUGGCACAGCAGCUGGUUCGGUGGGUGGCUUGAUCCGAGGGCCAAAAAACAUUCUUCCCGCGAUGCUUGUCUUCACAACAGUGGGAGCUGGUGGCCAAAUGAUCGCAAACCGAAUGGCAACUCGAAAGCCGAAGGUUCACGAUGAGAACGAAUCAUUCUGGACCCGAUGGUCUCCCCUUAAGAAGCUUACGGAUCAGGAGUAUAGGGAUAUGAUGUCAGAAAAGAUGCUGAGGAUAGACGCUGAUAUUGCACUUAUUGAUGAUCGCAUCGCUGAAUUAAAAAAGCAGGCCGAAGAUGAAGAACUGAAAGGCUCGUCAACAUAAUAAUACUCAUGUUUAAGUUGAUUCAAUUCUCUCUGAUUUUGUCAUGACCUGUUGAAUUCCAUGCUCUGCUCGCUGGCCUGAAAAGACUAUUGGCUAUCA
Molecule: messenger RNA, 1314 nt
Organism: Fusarium odoratissimum NRRL 54006
Lineage: Eukaryota; Fungi; Ascomycota; Sordariomycetes; Hypocreales; Nectriaceae
Exons: 4
Coding region: 571-1215 (214 amino acids)
Source: RefSeq, a predicted model, not a curated record